AAGCCAUGGUUGGUCAUGUCCUUUGGUCAUGCAGGUGACUCAGCAGUGGGGAAGACUGCCCUGACCCAGAUGUUUUGCAGUGAUGGAGCUCAUUUCCAGAAAAACUACACACUGACGACAGGCGUGGAACUGUUGGUGAAGACUGUAUCUGUUCCAGAGACAAGUGAUAGCGUGGAGCUCUUCAUUUUUGACUCAGCGGGCAAAGAACUAUUUUCUGAGAUGAUGGAGAAACUGUGGGAGCAGCCCAAUGCCUUAUGUAUUAUAUAUGAUGUCACCAAUGAACAGUCUUUCAGCAACUGUGCCAAAUGGCUGGAAAGGCUGAGGGCACGGACCCUUGGAAUGCACCUUCCAGGUGUUUUAGUGGGGAAUAAAACAGACUUGAUUGGUCGACGAGCUGUGGAGCAGAAACGGGCAGAGGAGUGGGCUGAGAUCCAGGGCCUGCAAUACUGUGAGACAUCAGUGAAGGAGAUGGAGAACGUCGAAGUUCCUUUCCACAUCCUGGCAAACUCAUUCCAUCAACUAUACAGAGAGAAGGUGGAAACCUUUCACUCACUAGUAUGAGGGCCUUGGUAUAGAAAUUUGCUUAAUACCUGGGGGAUUUCUUUGAGUUCAGAAACACCCGGACGGACAGUAUCCCACAGAGUAGAAGAUGGAGAGAGAGUGAAAGAAGAGAUUUUUCAUUUAUACUUGUGACCAUUUCCUGACAAUUGAGAUUAAACCAGAAAUAAAUAUGUGGAAAGGUGUCCUUUCUGAGGUUGA
Messenger RNA from Pelodiscus sinensis (Chinese soft-shelled turtle), 759 nucleotides. The record is from RefSeq and is a predicted model, not a curated record. NCBI's taxonomy places the organism in Eukaryota, Metazoa, Chordata, Testudines, Trionychidae.